AUGCGCAAGACGCACAACAUCAUUGCCUCCGAGUACAACGGCGUAAUUCCCCAAGAUCACACCGUUAGAGAGAUCUUUUGUCCUGGUUGGUCAUCCGUGCAGCCAAGUGCUCAAGUAUCACCAACAUCAGAGGAAGAAGAAACAGUCGAAGCUGUUAAGCCGACCAUAUCACGCAUACUUGGCCGAGAACAUGCAGUACUCACGAAGAUCGACUUGAAGAAUGACGAAGUUGAUGCUUCUAGUGCGAAAAUCGUCGCACAGGCACUUGCUAAGCUGGCACUGUGCGGACCGAAGGAUGUGGUCGCAGGCAUUCUAGGCGCCGAUCACGAGGUAGUGAAAAUCAUUGAAGAAGAGAAUGGUCAACAACUGGUUGGCUCAGAGGCCGGGGAGCUUGCAAAAGGGAUGGCCGGACUCGCAUUUGCGUCUCCUGCGAAGAUGACGAACGCUGAGAAACAGCAGCUCGUGGACCAUACAGCGACCAAGCAAGUUGGCUGA
This is a messenger RNA of Saxophila tyrrhenica, 495 nucleotides long. RefSeq lists its product as uncharacterized. Lineage: Eukaryota; Fungi; Ascomycota; Dothideomycetes; Mycosphaerellales; Extremaceae. The record is from RefSeq and is a predicted model, not a curated record. The coding region runs from base 1 to 495 and encodes 164 amino acids. The transcript has 2 exons.